ACGCGUCAACAAACACCGCGUUUCUCCCUAAACCUAUCACCAUUGUUAGCGAGACUCGACUUAGAAUUAUGGACCCCGGUGAAGGACUUGAGAAUGAGGAAGAGGAAGAGACAAGGACCCACGUUCCUUCAACCCCAGGACCCUCAACGCCGUUGAAGAAUUCAUAUACAUAUCACUCUCCGACUCCUAGCGGCGAAGGACCGUAUAUUCUUGGUGUAGAUGAAGCUGGUCGUGGCCCAGUUCUUGGCCCGCUAGUAUACGGUGUCGCAUACUGUCCUGUGUCGUACCGCAAUCAGUUAGAAGAACUUGGCUUCGCUGAUUCCAAAACUUUGACUCCAGAAAUCAGGUCUAAUCUUCUCGAGACUCUACAGUCAGAUCCAGACAACCUAGGCUGGUCCGUUCGAGUUAUAAGUCCACAAGCUAUAUCGAGUGGUAUGCUGCGGCGACCAGCUACGAACCUCAAUCGACAAUCUCAGGACGCUACUGUGAUGCUCAUCAAGGAUGUAUUAGACAAAGGCAUUCGGCUUUCAGAGGUAUAUGUUGACGCUCUUGGUACAACUUCCACAUAUCAGGCCUACCUUUCAUCCCAGUUCCCUGGUAUCGCAUUCACCGUGGAAUCCAAAGCCGACUUCAAAUACAAAAUUGUCGGGGCUGCGAGUGUAGCAGCAAAAGUUACACGGGAUGCCUGUCUAGAAGAUUGGACGUUUGAAGAGUUGGAAUAUAAGUCUCCAGACGUUACCCUCGGUUCUGGUUAUCCAUCAGACCCCAAAACUCAACAUUGGUUGAAGGCCAGUCUCGAUCCCACAUUCGGAUUCCCAAAAGUAGCCAGAUUUAGCUGGACAACGGUGAAACUGCUUCUCGAGAAACAGGGACACGCAGUGCAAUGGAUUGACGAGGGUCAAGAAUCCCUCAUUAAGGCGUUCGAAAGCGCACAGGGACUAGACAAAGACCGUUGCGGAUUGACAAGAGAGUUGGGCAUCAGAAGUAUCGCAACAUUAUGAAAAUUUGACUUACGCCUUUGUAAAUAA
This is a messenger RNA of Lentinula edodes (shiitake mushroom), 1028 nucleotides long. RefSeq names its product ribonuclease H-like domain-containing protein. Gene Ontology annotation, biological process: mismatch repair; DNA replication, removal of RNA primer. Gene Ontology annotation, cellular component: ribonuclease H2 complex. Gene Ontology annotation, molecular function: RNA binding; RNA-DNA hybrid ribonuclease activity. The coding region runs from base 69 to 1001 and encodes 310 amino acids. NCBI's taxonomy places the organism in Eukaryota, Fungi, Basidiomycota, Agaricomycetes, Agaricales, Omphalotaceae. The record is from RefSeq and is a predicted model, not a curated record. The transcript has 6 exons.